Molecule: messenger RNA, 9905 nt
Organism: Prinia subflava (tawny-flanked prinia)
Lineage: Eukaryota; Metazoa; Chordata; Aves; Passeriformes; Cisticolidae
Product: protocadherin alpha-2-like
Exons: 2
Coding region: 3246-5933 (895 amino acids)
Biological process (GO): homophilic cell-cell adhesion
Cellular component (GO): plasma membrane
Molecular function (GO): calcium ion binding
Source: RefSeq, a predicted model, not a curated record
UGAUAACCCUCCAGAUGUUCUUUGUGCCAAUUGUAGGGGAGGGUGAGGAUGUGCAAAGGACAUUCUUAUAGCAGGUCUUGUGGUGUGGUGAGUGAGAGUCUGCAGGUGGCACAAGGCAUGGCCUGGGCAUGUGUUGUGAUGAGGAUGACCUUCAGCAGGGAAGGGUCCUGCCUGAGGGAGAUGAUCUGUAGAACAGUUUGUGUCCUUGGUGCAGGACUGGAGAAUGUGUGCUUAGGUGGAGUUGCCAUUCCCCAGGGUGUGAGACAGAGGAUUCUAGUAGAAAAUGUCAAGGAGAGGCUCCACAGGCAUUACUGACCCCUGGGAUUUCUCCAGUCCUCCACAAGUUCUGCAUAUCCUUAUGCCCUGCUGUUCCCUUCAUGCAUUUCAAUAGAGUGGAAUGGGAUUAUUUGCCUUUCUUCUCCCUUCUUACCAAACUCUCACGGUCUUGUUUUUCUGUCUCUCCUGUUACCAAUGUGUUGGUAAUACCACAUACUAUGAGAUACUGAGUUUUGGCAGCUGUCCCGUUGCAAACAUGUGGGUAAUUUUCUAUCAGUGUGUAGGAUGACUUUUCCAUGCUCCUGAGCUGAUGUUGAUGUUGAGACAAUGUCCUUCCUCAGCUUUGUGGUGCCCGUCCCCCACGAUAGGAGUGCGUUCUGCUUUGCCCAAUGAUUUCAAGGCUUUUCUAGAAUUCAUGUCAUUAUUUUCUAUCCGUUGUUCCCAAUGGUCGCUGUUAGUGUUAGAAUCAGUUUUGUGCUCUGGAAAUUCUUCAUUUGUGAAGAAGCAAGCAGUGAUGUUACAGGUAAGUCCCUUCUGGCUGAAGAAGAUGAGUCUGAGAGACAGCUGUACCUUUAUGCCUGUUUAGUUGUGGUGUCUUCAUCUUGGAUGGACCAAAUGUGUCUGGACGGGAGUUGGACUCAACAAUCCUUGUGACUUCCUUGCCACUUGAAAUAGUCUAGAAUUGCCAGGCUGGACCACAGUCUGCUCUCAUUUCUUUCCUGCUUCUUGCAGCAUGGUUUGGGCAGUUGGCAGCAAGCACAGAUGGAGGAGGGCCUCGAAUGUAUUCCUCAGAAUAGAUGUGUUGGGAGUGGAGGGCACGUUGUCAGGGAAAAUGCCGUGGGUUUAGGUUGGUGUGUAUUUCUGGGUGGAUCAUGGUGUUGAGUGAGAGGUAUUCCUUGGGGGCCAAUGCCUCUGAGUAUGGAAGUUGUUGCUGUGUUUUUCUGGCAGAGCUUACCUGCCUGAGAAGAGAAGCAAGAGCUUGUCAUUCAUCAAGCAGGUGGAAAAUGAGUUAGGAAGAACAGCUCCUCAUUGAAAUACGUGAAGAAUUCUUAGGAACUGUGGUUGCACUGUGCAUUUUCAGUGUUAGUAGCAUAAUGGUAUGCUGGGCUGGGAUGCAUUUGAGUUCCAAAGGGAGAGAAUUCAUGGAAUGUUUGUGGUUAUUGCAGCCUGUUUGCACUGAUGUCGAGGAACUUGGGGAUUGCUCUUCUGAUUCCAAGGGAGGUGUAUUCUUUUUCUGGUGUAGUACAGCUGUUCUUCGUCCUGUUAUUGCCUUGCUGUGUUAUUUGCUGGUCCAGGAGGGGACUGGAGUGUGAGGAGUGUGGCUUUGCUGGUGAUGGGGAGGGAAGGGGAGAGGGGGUGUAGGGACAAUCUCUGUACUUGGCUUUUUCUGGAGGAAAUCAGGACAGUGGUUCCUCAUCAGGAGGCCUGCAAGGUCCCCAUGAGCACUCCCAUCAAAGGGAGGAUCUCUGAUGCAGGAAGGGGAUGAUGUAGACAUUUAGAAAUCAUUUUUUUUAGAAAACAUUUUGGUAAAGGGACAAUAAAAAGUAUGGAUGCAGAAGAGAAGAGGAAUCAAGGAUGGUAGUGUGAGGCAUGAAAGAAAAAGUAAGGGAAAGAAAAGAAAGGUAAGUGAAGGAGUAAAGGAAGAGGAAGGCAAAGUUAUCUCUGCAAGUAAAAAAUCUUGCAAGGAAGAAAGAGAGCAAAAAGGAAAGAAGGGAUGACAGAGGAGAUUAUAGGGACACACCAACAUUAUCUUUACAUGCUCUGUGCAGUCGAGGACCUCUGUAUCCUCAGUACUGAGGAACGCUGUGCAAGCCUCGAUGAGAAGUGAUGAGGAACAGGAAUCAGAGGUUUUGUGUAAUGGUGUGGCUGCACUCCGUGGUGAGAAUGAUGUAGUCAUGUAGAAAAUACUGUAUUAAAUGAGAAAGAGAGUAAGAAAAGUGGAAAGAAAAGACAGUGGGGGAAGGACAAAGAAUAGGAAAGAUAAAGAGAAGUGAAAAAAACCAAUGGAAUCAUGAAAAAGCACGGGAGAGAAAAGGAAAAAAGGAAAUAUGAAUAAUUAUAUGAGUGUGCUUGCGUGCAGCAAUUUUAUCUCUGUACACAAAAAGAAGGGAUGAGAUGGGGGGAGAGAGAGAAAAAAACAAAGGAAUGAAAGAAGUUAGGUUAGAAAGAUGAGAAAUCACGAGCGGGUAAGUGAAGGACUUUACCUGGAUAAAUCGACGCUCUCUUCUAACGCUGGGUGAAGUUGGUCUCCUGUGAUCUCCCAUUCGCUGCUGUCCCGAGCGAAGGAGAUGAUGCCCCGUAAUUCGAGCUCCUGGCUCCGUCAUUGAGUGCCACGAUCGCGGCGUCUGAGGUUAGCGGCAGCAUGGCAGCAGAGUUAUGAAAGAGACGGAUGGAAAUAAAAGGGAGAGGACAGUAAAAAAUGAACAUGCUGGGCAAGAAAGAAGAAGAUAAAGAAGUAGGAAGCAAAGUAGAAGAAAAAAGAAGGAGAUGGAGGCGGAAAAAGAAAGGCCGAAAGAAAAGAAAAAGAUAAAAAAAAAUUUUAAAAAUUAAAAACAGAGAACUGAAAGAUAAAAGAAGAGAGAUGGAAAAAGCAGAAUAAAGGAAAAAAGGAACAUGAGGAAGCACGUUGCAAAAAAGAAAACAAAAAAAAAAAACCAAAAAAAAAAAUAGAUACAGAGAUGGAAGCGAGCAGGACACGGCAGAGAAGAUGGCCAUGACGGGCGGAGGCGCUGGCGCUGUGCGGAGCGUGCGGGGCGGCGGAGCACCGCACGGUGUCGCUGCAGGCUCAGGAACGGCGUGCGGGCGGCUCCGCCCCGGUGCGGCGGAGAGCCCGGCUGUGAGCGCGGGGGGGCGGCGCGGGCCGGGCAGCAGAGCCGCUGCGUGCGGGCGGCGGCGGGAGCCGUGCGGGGCCCGUGCCGGGGCCGGCACCAACUGCGGCCACAGCGGCCACAGCGGCGGCGGCGGCAGCGAUGGGCUCGCGUUGGUGCGCGGCGCUGCUGCGGGUGCUGGUGCUGCAGGCGGCCUGGGCGCUGGCGGGCGGGCAGGUGCGGUACUCGGUGGCGGAGGAAGCCAAGGCCGGCACGGUGGUGGGCCGUCUUUCGCAGGACCUGGGGCUGGAGGCGGGCGAGGCGGAGGCGCGGCGGCUGCGGCUGGUGGCGCAGGGCCGGCGGGCGAGCGUGGAGCUGAGCGGGGCGAGCGGCGCGCUGCUGGUGAACUCGCGGCUCGACCGGGAGGAGCUGUGCGGCAAGAGCGCGCCGUGCGCGCUGCGCCUGGAGGUGCUGCUGGAGCGGCCGCUGCGCGUCUUCCAUGUGGAGCUGGAGGUCACCGACAUCAACGACAAUGCCCCCAUCUUCCCCGCCGCACGAAAAAACCUCAGCAUCGCGGAAUUGUCUGUGCCGGGAUCUCGUUUCCCGCUGGAGGGCGCGUCGGAUGCGGAUAUCGGAGCGAAUGCGCAGCUCUCCUACACUCUCAGCCCCAGCGAGCAUUUCUCUCUAGAUUUGCACCGCAGUGAGGAAUACCGAGAAUCCCUGUUUCUGGUACUCACGAAAUCUCUGGACCGCGAGACGAUUCCCGUGCACCGGUUGGUGCUGACGGCGAGUGACGGGGGCCGGCCGUCUCUGACGGGGACAAUGGAGCUGGAGAUCUCCGUGCUGGAUGCGAACGACAACGCGCCCCAGUUCAACCAGUCCGUGUAUAAAGUGCAGCUGCUGGAGAACGCUACAGAGGGAACUCUUGUGGCGAGAGUGAACGCCACGGAUCCGGAUUUGGGAAGUAAUAGCGAAGUGACAUAUAGUGUGAGCAGUACUUUUCCUGAAAAGGGGAUAAACAUUUUCCUUUUAAAUGCGAGGACGGGUGAAAUUCAUCUGGCAGGCACCGUGGACUAUGAGGACAUUCGUUCGUAUGAGAUACAAAUCGAAGCGACAGAUAAGGGGACGCCCUCGCUAUCGGGUCACUGCAAGGUGGUGCUGGAGGUGCUGGAUGUGAACGACAACGCGCCGGAGGUGCGGGUGACGUCGCUGUCGGUGCCGGUGGCGGAGGACGCGGCGGUGGGGACGGUGGUGGCGGUGCUGAGCGUGUCGGACCGGGACUCGGGGGCGAACGGGCGCGUGCGGUGCUGGGUGUGGCCGGCGUCGCCGUUCGGUGUGGAGGCGACGUUCUCGGGCUCGUACUCGCUGGUGCUGCGCGAGGCGCUGGACCGGGAGCGGGUGUCGGAGUACGAGGUGGAGGUGCGUGCGGAGGACGGCGGGGCGCCGGCGCUGCGCGCCAGCCGCGGGCUGCGGGUGCCCGUGUCGGACGUGAACGACAACGCGCCGGCGUUCGCGCAGGCCGUGUACACGGUGCUGGCGCGGGAGAACAACGCGGCGGGCGCCGAGCUGGCGCGGCUGUGGGCGCGGGACCCGGACGAGGCGGGCAACGGGCGCGUCAGCUACUCGCUGUGGGAGGGCGGCGCGGGCGCGCUGUCGCCGUCGUCCUACGUGUCGGUGGACGCGGAGAGCGGGCGCGUGUGGGCGCUGCAGCCCUUGGACUACGAGGAGCUGCAGGUGCUGCAGUUCGAGGUGCGCGCGGUGGACGCGGGCGAGCCGCCGCUGAGCGGCAACGCCACGGUGCAGCUGUUCGUGCUGGACGAGAACGACAACGCGCCGGCGCUGCUGCCGCCGCCCGCGGGCUCGGCGGCCGAGGCGGGCGGCGCGGCGGCCGAGGCGGCGGCGGCGGGCUGGGGCUCGGGCACGCUGUGGGCGUGGGCGGCGUGGGGGGCGCCGGCGGGCCAGGUGGUGGCCAAGAUCCGCGCCGUGGACGCCGACUCGGGCUACAACGCGUGGCUGCGCUACGAGCUGCGGGAGGCGCGGCCCAAGGGCCCGUUCCGCGUGGGGCUCUACAGCGGCGAGGUGAGCACGGCGCGGCCGCUGGACGAGGCGGACGGCGCUCGCCACACGCUGCUCAUCGUGGUGCGCGACCACGGCGAGCCGGCGCGCUCGGCCACGGCCACGCUCAGCGUGUCGCUGCUGGAGGCGGCCGAGGCGGCGCUGGCCGCGGCCGCGGGAUCGUCGUCGUCGUCGUCGUCGUGGCGGGCGGCGCCGGGCGCCGAGACGGGGCCCGGCGGAGCGAGUGCGGCCACCAACGUGUGGCUGGUGGUGGCCAUCUGCGCCGUGUCGAGCCUGUUCCUGCUGGCCGUGGUGCUGUACGCGGCGGCGCGCUGGGCGCCGCGGGCGGCCGUGCUGUCGGCGCCCGGGCCCACCACGCUGGUGUGCGCCAGCGAAGUGGGCAGCUGGUCGUACUCGCAGCGCCACAGCCGCAGCCUGUGCGUGGCGGACGGCGCGGCCAAGAGCGACCUCAUGGUUUUCAGCCCCAACUUCCCUCCGCCGCCGCCCGGCGCCGCGCCCAAGGACCCGCAGCCGGAGCCCUCCGCUCUCCUCCACACGGUCAGUGCCGCUUCCUUUGCUCAUCUCUACUCCUUCUCUCCCUCUUCUGCCCUCUCUGUUCUGUGCCCUGAGCAGUCACUCCUGGGAUCCAGGCCAAUUGCCGCGACCGGGGGGCGGUGGGUGCUUGACGGGUGCUUAACGAUAUCAUUAACACCUUUUGAUCUUCCCUUUGGGGAAUAUCGAAUUAUUGCAGCACCCCGGAACAGUUAUGGUCCGCAGCUGCAGUUUGUACUCUAGGUUUGAGUUCUUCUGUCCUAGGACGAAAUCACUGCCGAUUGUGAUGAGAGGUGCCCCAGGUGUUGUCUCUGGAAGCAGUCUUGCCUGGCAGUGUGUAGGAUUUCCACCUGAGCUUGCUGAAGGAUCGAAAAAAUGUAGAUUCUGAUGCUGGCAAUCCCCAGGCAGUGUGUAUUGCAUUAUUGCCUUAGGUAACGACUGACCGUGCUGGUAUUAGUCUGGUUUCUUAAGGAAACCUGUUAUCCUCUAGUUCUGGUCAUUUGAAGAUCUGAUACGAGGUGAUAAUUGUGUUUUCAUAGACAAACAAAAUGUUCUCCAUUUUCUUUCUACACCAGACUCGUUGAGAAAGUAGGGGAGAUGUGACUAACAUUUCCAUGUUUCCAUGAUCUUUUCCCAGAUAUUAUGUUGCUUUAAUUAGUAGCAUAAAUUGCAAGGCCAGAGGAGUAUGGUCCUAGGAAGGUGUGACAAGCAAGAAAGUUUUUCUUUUCCUGCUGCUCCUGUUCCCCAUGUUGUAGGUUGGUGAUCCUGGCCUGAGAAAUAUCAUGAAAUACACUGGCCUGUUUUGAUAUUCUUUCAAAAUUUGCAUCUAUGGUGACAUCAUUUCAAAAGCCCUGGAAAUCUCUUCUGUAACCAAGAAACAAAAUAACAAUCCCAAAAAUCAAAGAACCACCAUUUCCCACCAAGCCUUAAAUAAAAAUCCCCUGCAUAGUAACUAUCAUGUAUUAGACUUGUGUUCUUGCCACCACUUCAUGUUUUUUCUCAGACCGUGACAUCCAUGACGUGACCAUGUAGAGCUGUCCCAAUGACACCUUUAGGAAGAGAUUUGCUCCCAGAUCUGCCAUGUUUCCAUCUGAGACAGCUGAAGCACUACAAAACAUGAGAUGUUAGCAUCAGAGGUUCUGCUGUACACUGCACUGAUGAUGCUGUCGCUGAGUGUUUUCUGGUGCAAUCAUUGCUGAGAAGGAUAAGCAAAAACCAUGUUGAGCCUUGAGACAGGAAAGACAACUGUGGUCUGUGACAACUGAGUAGGGCCUGGCCAUUUCCUUAUCUGGAGGGUGACACUGAGAAAAGGGAAAACAUGUUUUUGAGGAUGCUGCAAAUCCAUGGGAAAGCCGUGGGUCAUGAUGUAAGAAAAGAACAGGAGAUUAUACAUUUGUCUUGAGAACACAUCUCCGAGUGGAGAGUGGAUGAUGCCUAAAGGAAAGUGUGAGGCAGGAUGGAACAGAAUGCUCUUGCCAAGGAUCAUUUCCCAGAUCUUAAGGAUCUGGAGUCGGAUGCCUUCCUGAUCAUGAGACAGUGUGUGAUACUGAAACACUCACAAAUGUUCCUUUGAGGUUCUCAAUAUCUUUGAUCAGAGAUAGGCCCUUGUCCUGCUGUCUGCCUGGUGUGGGCCAUGCAUUGGUAAGAGCUGGUGAGAUGGAGAGUGCUGAAAGUUUCCUGAUUUACUGCUUGUUUCAGAAAUGGUGUUGUGGAAGGGGAACGCUUCAAGCUGCUGUGCUGGUGUAGUGGUGGGCAUCCAUAGUCGUUUUCACAACCACUGGUGUUUCCACAAUGGUCUCUUGCUGCUCCUCAGCUGGGAUUUAUGAGGACACGUGAUGAGGCUGUAGUCUUUAUGUGCUCAAUUCCCGCUGCUUGUGCACUGCACAGGUGGCCUCAGGAGAGAUGACUUUUCCUGAUGUCACACACGGCUCCUUCUGGUAUUUGCAGGUACUGCAAACCUGCACUGCAGCCCCGCUCUGGUUUCAUGUGGUACAAAUUCUCCCACUCAAUUGACCUUGUGAGUGCUCUUGUGCUUUGGUAUUUGCUGUGGCUCUCUUGGUAAUAUAAACAUGUGUGGACUGUGAUCAGAGCUGUCACAAUUCUUAAUUACAGAAUCUUCAUGAGCUCUAAAUGCAUCUUUGUGGUAUUUCCAGGUGAAAUUGCUGAAAAGGAGCAAAGCAUUGGUGGUGAACAGGCAGCUGGGGAGAGCCUGCCAGAUGCUGUUUGGCUUUGCCACCCUCAGUAUGUUCUCGACGUCAAUCAUGAGGGACAGUGAGGAUGUACAAAGAAUUGAAUCACAUGCAGAGCAGAGUUUACAGCUGGGCCAUAUUGCUGGGUUCCAGCAAAGUUUGUUAUUUUGGCAGUGAUCCUGCAUGUGGCACUAAAUAGGGCCUGGACUGAUGCUGUGGGGAGAGGGAGUUUGAGUGAGGAAGUGUGUUGCCUAAGGAAAAUGUGGAUACUGGGUAGAACACAAUCUAUGUCAUUGGGGAGGAGUUAUAGAGAUCUCAUUUCACAUGGCAUGGGAUAAAAAAUAUAAGUAGCAAACCUUGAGGAAAGGCCCAUGUGCAUAGGGCUGCUCUCCUGGGAUCCUGUCAGGACCCUCAGUAGUUCUUUGUAUUCUUGUGCUCUCUCGUUCCCUGUGACAUUGCUGCUUGUGACAUUACCUGCCAUACAUGCCUAACACUGCUUGUAUUUUGUGUGGGACGUUGUUGGUCAAAGAGGUUUUUCAAAUUUGUAUCAUCACACCGGCCUUCUUGGAACAUUGCCUCGGUUCUUUCUCUGGUCUUGGUCUUGCUAGGGAGUGGAAGUUCGUGGUAGCAUUAAGGGACACCAUCCCUUAAAACCAAUACUCCUGGUCCUGGAGUUUCUUUUUCUGAAAAAGCAACCAGCGAUGCUACAGGUGAGUUGCUUGUACCUGAAGAGGCUGUGUGUGAGAGGCAAAUGCACUUUGGUUCCUGUUCAGCUGUGGUAUCUUCAUAUGGGAUCGACUGAAUGUUGCCUGGGUUGAAAUGCCUGCAGGUUUGGAGCACCACUGCCUGCUCUCAUUGCUUUCCUGUUGCUGCCUGGCACAGGGUGAGCACAUGGAAGCAAAGACAGAAGUAGAAGUGACAUUAAUUCAUUUUUGGGGGUAGAUGUUGUUGGGCAUGCAGCAGAUAUUCUCAGUGGCAGUGUUGUGGUGUUACAUUUGUGGCUUUGGGUUGGAUUUGCAGGUGGAACAUGAGUCAGGAGGAAGAGCUCUUCAUAGAAGCGUACGAGGACUGCGCAGUAGUUGGGAUGUCAUUGUGCUUUUGUGACGUUGGAGGAUCAUUGUGCUGGGCUGUGAUGGGUCUGAGUUCCCGAAUGAGGGACUCGUCCGUCUUGUUUGGGGUCUUUGGAGACUCCUUCAUCAGAUGCCUCAACAGCUGUUUGUCUGACUUUUGUGUCAGAGGGCGGUGGGACCUGUUCCGACGUAGCAGAGCUGUUCUUUGCCAUCUGACUGCGUUGCUAUUGCAGGUCCUUGGGAGGAUUGGAGGAUGAAGAGUGUGGCCUUUAUCCUAAAGGGAGGGGAAUUUGCAGGUGUGUGGGCGAGAGAUAAGCAGAAAUGUUGUUCGUUGUUGCUCGUCAGGGAUAGGAGGUGGUAGGGAAGAGAAAUGAGAACUCUGGCCCAAGAACAUAUCUGUAGCUUGUGGCAGGGGCACUGUACAUACAUAUCUUUAACAUAUUUUGUUGAAGGAAAAAAUGAACAAAAGUUACACGGAUGGAAGCAGAAAAUACAGAAGGCAAUGUAAAGGUGAGGAAAGAAAGCAAAGAGAAGGGAAGAGAGAGAGGAAGAGGAAGGGGCAAAAAAUAACAGGGGUAACUAGGAAAGAAAAGACAGGAAAACAAAACAAGGAAAGAGAGACAACAGAAAGUCAAAAAAUAAAAUGCAAACGGAAGUAAGAAGAACAUUUAAAAGAAAGUAAGGAGCCUAUGCAGGUAAAAAUAAAGCCAGAACUAAAGAAAGGGAGAAAAGUACAGAAUAGAAAAUGAAAAACGACGAUACAGGAGAUGACCACAAGGCAACUACCUCUGCCGACAGAGUUGGAGUUGGUACCUAACAAGACUCCAUCAUGGCCAUAGCAUCGGGUUCCGGCGCUGAUGACUCCGGCUUUGAUGAUCAGUGCCGCGGCGACAGAGGCAACUGACGACGUCAGCAGUGCGGCUAAAGAAUAGUGGAGGAUGGAAAAAGAAGAAAAA